UAACACUACAGUAAAAGAAUUUGAAUGAAAUCAAAGUGUUAAAACAGUUUUGUCUAAUUAUUUACGUAAAAAAAUGAGAAUAAGAAUUCGAAGGGAAUCAGUAAAAUGCGAAUUUAAUUAAUUUGUUAAAAUAUGACUCCAUGUGUGUACAUACGGUUUGAUCAGUUGUUUUCUUCAUUGUGUCAGUGUGUCUAAGCAGCAGGCCAUCAUGCCCGGUCAGUCCUAUGAGCUGGAAGACGGGACCAGCAGCUUCAAAGACUUUCACGGGAGCAGAAAUAACCGUUUCUCCUCUCCAGAGCAGGCAGCAAAGAACCGCAUUCAGCAUCCCAGCAACGUCCUACACUUCUUCAACGCAGCACCCGAGGCUUCACCAGACUCCUUUACCAGGGUCUGUGAAGAACUUGGGGUAAAGAGCCCUUCCAAUGUCAAACUUUUUGCAGCUAAAGGUUCCACAUCAGAGAGGAGUUCGUCAGGGCUUCUGGACUGGGAGUCUGUUAAUGACGCCAUGGAAGCUCUUGCUAUGAUGAACCAUUACCAGAUGAAAAACCCCAGUGGCCCAUACCCAUAUACACUCAAGCUGUGCUUCUCUACUGCACAGCAUGCAAACUGAACAGCAUCAUCGUCAUCGCUCACCCCAUCACUUCACCUUCCUGAUACUUUAUUGUCCUUAAUGGCUCAUUUGUGUGAGUGGGUGUGCAGACGUGUUGAGUUAAUCUUAUGUUGAUUGAGCCGCAACCCAAGCUGAGAGUAAAACUGACUGAACUCAUUGCUUUUAAAGGAAGAGGAGAGUUGAAACGCUUUUGUACCAGUAUUUUGGUUUUGUUACUGUUUUGUUCUUUUUUUUUUUGCUUACAAUGAUUGACUGUUAGCUGUGGGCUCAGCACCUCACUUUUAGAAAUGUCACUCUGUAAAGACGAUUGCAUUUUUUUUUGGACUAAAAUAAAAAUAGUGAUAAUGGG
Molecule: messenger RNA, 959 nt
Organism: Sinocyclocheilus grahami
Lineage: Eukaryota; Metazoa; Chordata; Actinopteri; Cypriniformes; Cyprinidae
Product: heterogeneous nuclear ribonucleoprotein L-like
Exons: 4
Coding region: 209-610 (133 amino acids)
Source: RefSeq, a predicted model, not a curated record